Heterotrigona itama is the source of this 3355-nucleotide messenger RNA. NCBI's taxonomy places the organism in Eukaryota, Metazoa, Arthropoda, Insecta, Hymenoptera, Apidae. The record is from the annotation of a GenBank genome assembly.
GAAAAUAUGAUGAGCGAUAAUAAAGCUUCAAAUUACUAAACUGAAAUUUACAAAAAUAAAUGUACGUUCCAAAAUAAGAGUUGAAUUAAAAAAAUUUAUAAUACUAAACGUCAUAAAUUAUAUCUAUGUGAUUAUACAUCAUACAUGAGUAUUUGAAUAGAUUUUUGUGCGAUGUAUGUAUGAAUGAGAAAUUUAAUCGAAAAAUUGUCUUCAACAGUCCGAUGAUUUAUCCUUGCGAAAAGCGUAAUUAAAUGAUAAAUAAACUAUUGCACCGUCUAAUAAGUAUCGUCUGAAUAUAGGAGGAAAACUGGUGCUAUGUUUCAUAUAAAAUUUGAUACUUAAACGUAAAUAGAAAUGAAGGCGAUGCUUUACACUGCUGUAGAAGAAGCACCUUCAGCUGAAAGUGUUGAACCAGAAGUGAUAUCCAGACAUUUUGCUUCUUUUGAUGAAGUAUUUUUUACAUUUUGUGAUCGUGAAUUAAAGAAAAUUAAUACUUUCUAUUCUGAGAAGUUAGCAGAAGCCACACGCAAAUAUGCAGCUCUCCAAAGUGAAUUGAAAACAGCACUAGAAUUACAACAAGGCGGAGGAAAAAAUAAGGGAAAAGUGAAUGUUAAACCUCAUUUACCAACGAGGAAGCUGAGAGAAUUGAAACUUGCAUUUUCUGAAUUUUACCUGUCUCUUAUACUUCUUCAGAACUAUCAGAAUCUUAAUUACACUGGUUUUCGAAAGAUUCUUAAGAAACAUGACAAGUUAUUGUCUGUAGACAGUGGAUCAAAAUGGAGGGUGGAAUGUGUAGAAACUGCACACUUCUAUACGUCAAAAGAUAUAGACAAACUCAUUCAAGAUACAGAAACUACUGUAACAAACGAUUUAGAAGGUGGAGAUCGACAACGUGCUAUGAAACGUUUGCGUGUACCACCUUUAGGAGAGCAUCAGAGUCCAUGGACCACUUUUAAAGUUGGAUUAUUCUCGGGUAGUUUCAUUGUUCUAUUUGUGGCAGUAGUACUUUCAGCAAUAUUUCACGAUGGCAGUGAAAACUUAAAGAUUGCAUUUAGAUUAUAUCGUGGACCUCUGCUUAUUAUACAAUUUUUAUUUCUUAUUGGUGUGAAUGUUUACGGAUGGCGAUCGUCCGGCGUGAAUCACGUAUUGAUAUUUGAAUUGGAUCCGCGAAAUCAUUUGUCUGAACAACAUCUUAUGGAACUGGCGGCUGUUCUUGGAGUUAUAUGGACUCUUAGUUUAUUAAGCUUUUUGUACAGUGCUAGCUUAAGCAUUCCUCCAUAUGUGAAUCCAUUAGUUCUAGUCUGUAUUAUGCUAGCAUUUCUUUUAAAUCCAUUAAAAAUGUUUCGACAUGAAGCACGAUUUUGGCUAUUAAAGAUCAUUGGAAGAGUUUUAAUAUCACCGUUUGCGUAUGUGAAUUUCGCUGAUUUCUGGCUGGCAGAUCAAUUGAACAGUAUGGCCACAGCACUGUUAGACUUUCAUUUUUUAACAUGUUUUUACAUUACCAAUGGAAAUUGGUUAGAAGCAGCAGACAGCACGCAAUGUACGUCUGGAUCCUUAAUUGUUAGACCUAUUGUUAACUGUUUACCUGCAUGGUUUCGUUUUGCACAAUGUAUACGACGAUAUCGAGAUUCUAAAGAAGCAUUUCCACACUUGGCUAAUGCCGGAAAAUAUUCAACUACAUUCCUCGUUGUUAUAGCUAAGACGAUGUGUGACUACCGCGCUGCGGAUUAUCCAACUCGUUGGGAAAAUCCAUGGUUGUGGCUUUGGAUUAUUAGCUGCAUUGUCAAUUCUAUUUAUUCAUUAACUUGGGAUUUAAAAAUGGAUUGGGGUCUUCUGGAUAGCAAUGCCGGUGAAAAUAAAUUUUUACGCGAAGAAGUGGGGUUCUAUUAUUUCGCUAUAAUCGAGGAUUUUAUUCUGAGAUUUGCGUGGAUCGCGAGUUUUGUUCUUACCGAAUGCGAAUACGUUUCCAGUGAUUUAAUGACGUCCAUAGUAGCACCUCUUGAAGUUUUCAGGCGAUUCGUUUGGAAUUUCUUCCGAUUAGAAAACGAGCAUUUGAACAAUUGUGGUAAAUUCCGUGCAGUCCGUGAUAUUUCGAUAGCACCGAUAGAAAGUUCCGAUCAAACGCAAAUUUUACGCAUGAUGGAUGAAGAAAAUGGUGUACUUAAUAGAGGUAAACGGAAAGUUGGUGGUAAACGACAAGCUACUAGUAAAGAAGACAAACGAGCUUUGCUCAAAGAAGAAACAAUUGAUAUAGAUAUAUCAAAUGCUAGUUGAAAUUAGUUCAAUUGUUUUAUUAUUGAAACUCGCGUAAGGCAAUAUUGUUCUAAAUUCACUGUAGUUUUGAUAAAAGUCUAUAGUGCGCUCUAGAGAAUGAACGAUUAAUAUCUUUUUUGGUGCAUCAAAAUUGAAGAUUAUAAGGGUGCAUUGAACAAGUGCCUUGUAUAUGUUUAUCAAAUUUCUGUGAAUUUAAUAAUUUAGUUCUAUGCUUAUCCAACAGCGUCUUCCAUAAAACUAUUUUGGCACGUAACACGUGAUUUAUUUAUUGCUAAUAAAUUGAUUACAUAAGGAUCUGGAUAUAUGCUUCUAAUUAUUGUAGUAUUAUAUGAAAAUCUUUUAUUUAAACAAAGUUGUACCAAUUAGUAUCCAAGUGAUAAAUAUAAAUAUAAAUAUUUUAUUGAAUAGAUAGGUAUUAUAAUCUUCAAUUUUGACUAAUAAGUGCGUAGUUUCAUACUUAAGAAAUGUACAAAGUGUAUUAUAGUAGUUGUAUAUAUUAGUCAGUUAUAUGUAGAAACAUUAUAUGUGCAUUUCAUAUUUUGGUGUAAAAAGCAAUAGUAUAAUCUAUUUACUAUUAGUAUUAUAAUUUCAACGGAGAAAGAGAGUGCUCACUAUCUUGCAAUAUUCAUUAUUUUUAUUGUCAAACGUAAAUCUUAAAUUAAUAGUCAGUGAAAAGUCGUAUAUGUAAUGUCUCAUGGAACGAUUGUUUUUGAAAUAUACCACACCACAGCUUCUUUUAUAUUGUUUCAGUAUUACAUUUAAUAUGAGUUUGUCUUUUUUGUGAUAAAAUAUCCAUUAUACUACGUCUUAUGUUGUACAUUAAGAAACACAAAAAUUUGUAUGCAGUGAAUGCAGAAAGUAUUUUAUAUAUUAUAGUUUCGUUUAAGAAAAAUAAUAUGAUAAGUAGUUCUGAAGACAAUGUUGAAUUAGAUACCAAGUACUGAAAAUUGUAUAUACCAUAGCAUUUUUAUAAAAUUAUUCCACAUUUACAUAUAUUCUAGAAAGCUUAAAGUUAAAAUUUUGUUUUGUAAUUUUUUAGAUACCAACAACAGUAAUAAUAAUAAUAAUAAAAAUAAUAAUA